Anopheles gambiae (African malaria mosquito) is the source of this 841-nucleotide messenger RNA. Its product is annotated as RWD domain-containing protein 1. The record is from RefSeq and is a predicted model, not a curated record. NCBI's taxonomy places the organism in Eukaryota, Metazoa, Arthropoda, Insecta, Diptera, Culicidae. Bases 1 to 726 code for a protein of 241 amino acids. The transcript has a single exon. Gene Ontology annotation, molecular function: protein binding. Gene Ontology annotation, biological process: cytoplasmic translation.
AUGGAGCGCAAUCACCACGAGGACCAGUGCAAUGAGAUCGAAGCGCUCGAUUCGAUCUACUGCGGCGAGCUGGAGGUGCUGGAGACGGAACCGCACAAGUUCCGAUUGCCGAUCGCCACCACCGAGUACGAUCCGGAGGUGGAAACGGAAGGCCUCUCCUGCAAGCUCCUGUUCACGUACACAGCGAAAUAUCCCGACACAGCGCCGCUGGUGGAAAUCGAGGAGCCGUCCAACUUCCACGACGGCUACGAGGAGGAGCUGCUGGAACACAUACACAAAACGAUCGAGGAGAACCUCGGCAUCGAGAUGAUCUUUUCGCUCGUGUCGUCCGCCCAGGAGUGGCUGAACGUGAAGUACGACGAGCUGAAGAAUGCGGCCGAAACGGCCAAGGAAGAGGCGAAGCGAAAGGUCGAGGAGGAGGAGAUGAAAAAGUUCGAGGGAACGCGCGUCACCGUGGAGUCGUUCAUGGCGUGGAAGCUCAAGUUCGAGCAGGACAUGGGCAUUACGGAGCGAAAGGAGAAGGUGGCGGCGGAAGCCCGCAAGCUCACCGGUCGGGAACUGUUCCUCAGCGACAAUACGCUCAACGAGUCCGAUCUGAAGUUCCUGAUGGAUGCCGGGGAGUCGAUCGAGAGUGUGCGCAUCGACGAGUCGCUCUUUCAAAACAUUGAUGAUCUUGAUCUGGACGACUCGGACGACGAGAACGACGAGGACUACGUGCCCGAGUAGCGGGCGCGGGGGGCGAAGGCGAAGUGGCGUGUUCCGGAUUGCGGAGAGGCGGGUGUGUUUGCUUGUUGCUUGAAAAGACUGUAAACUGCCGAAAUACAGUGAACGUUAUACCUUA